AUCCCUGACACAGUGGUGAGAUGGUGCCAGGCGGUGUGAGGACAGCCUCGAGAUGCCGAAAGUCCCCGGUCCGCUUCCUCCUGUGAAGACGUAGCUGAGGGUGGCUGUGGUGGUGGCUUCCAAGAUGUCGACCAAGAAUUUCCGAGUCAGUGACGGGGACUGGAUUUGCCCUGACAAGAAAUGUGGAAAUGUAAACUUUGCUAGAAGAACCAGCUGUAAUCGGUGUGGUAGGGAGAAAACAACUGAGGCCAAGAUGAUGAAAGCAGGGGGAACUGAAAUAGGAAAGACACUUGCUGAAAAGAGCCGAGGCCUGUUCAGUGCUAAUGAUUGGCAAUGUAAAACUUGCAGUAAUGUGAAUUGGGCCCGAAGAUCAGAGUGUAACAUGUGUAAUACUCCAAAGUAUGCUAAAUUAGAAGAACGAACAGGAUAUGGUGGCGGUUUUAAUGAAAGAGAAAAUGUUGAGUACAUAGAAAGAGAAGAAUCUGAUGGUGAAUAUGAUGAGUUUGGACGUAAAAAGAAAAAAUACAGAGGAAAGGCGGUUGGUCCUGCAUCUAUAUUAAAGGAAGUUGAAGAUAAAGAAUCUGAGGGCGAAGAAGAGGAUGAGGAUGAAGAUCUUUCUAAAUAUAAAUUAGAUGAGGAUGAGGAUGAAGAUGAUGCUGAUCUCUCAAAAUAUAAUCUUGAUGCCAGCGAAGAAGAAGAUAGUAAUAAAAAGAAAUCUAAUAGACGAAGUCGCUCAAAGUCUCGAUCUUCACAUUCACGAUCUUCAUCACGCUCAUCCUCCCCCUCAAGUUCAAGGUCUAGGUCCAGGUCCCGUUCAAGAAGUUCUUCCAGCUCGCAGUCAAGAUCUCGUUCCAGUUCCAGAGAACGUUCGAGAUCUCGUGGGUCGAAAUCAAGCUCCAGAUCCCACAGGGGCUCUUCUUCCCCACGAAAAAGAUCUUAUUCGAGUUCAUCAUCUUCUCCUGAGAGGAACAGAAAGAGAAGUCGUUCUAGAUCUUCUUCAUCUGGUGAUCGCAAAAAAAGACGAACAAGAUCACGGUCACCUGAAAGCCAGGUGAUUGGUGAAAACACUAAACAACCCUGAGCCCAGGGCCAACCCCUACGGAACACCACUACUUUAUCCAGGCGCCACAGGUCAUCUUCCGGAUCAUCCCAUUCUGGUUCCCGUUCAAGUUCAAAAAAGAAAUAAUGUAUUAAAAUUUACAUCUUAAAAAAAAAAAUCCAGUACAGUGCAUGAAACAUAUUUUUUAAGAAGUUGGUGUCUUACUUGGUCAGAAGUGCUAAAUCUGCUAGUAGAGGUGCAUGCCUUUCAUUGCUUUUCAGAAUACAACAGCUGUGUUUAUUUGUGAAAUUAAAAGUAAAUAGCAUUUUAAGCCAUAAUGUUCCAGAAUAGAUCAAUAUGUUUACUGUUUAUUAUUUACAACAAUUAGCUUCAUUUCCAACAUGUCA
This is a messenger RNA of Tupaia belangeri chinensis (Chinese tree shrew), 1446 nucleotides long. RefSeq names its product zinc finger RANBP2-type containing 2 (gene ZRANB2). The coding region runs from base 125 to 1081 and encodes 318 amino acids. The transcript is spliced from 11 exons. NCBI's taxonomy places the organism in Eukaryota, Metazoa, Chordata, Mammalia, Scandentia, Tupaiidae. The record is from RefSeq and is a predicted model, not a curated record. Gene Ontology annotation, biological process: RNA processing. Gene Ontology annotation, molecular function: lipopolysaccharide binding; RNA binding.